AUGAUUGGAAACUUGGAAACACCUUCCUUCAGCUCAGGAAUUCUCUAUCAGUACCGAUACUCACUAGACAACCAACUAAGUUUCCUAUCCAGGCCAACUUUGCAGGGAAGCAAGCUUCAGGCAGAAGCUGUGGUUGAUGUGAAUCUCUUGUGGAGCAACAUCGACAAUGCAGGCGAACAACUGCUCCAAAUCCAACUCCAUGACUUACGCAUCAAUCAAGAUUUGAAAAAGAAGGAUCAGACUAGCCAAGGCCAUUCUGUAAAAGGCUCAGUGAAUGCUACUGAACUGGAGCAACCAUUUUUCCUCCAUUGGAAUAAGGGAAAGGUCAAAGCUUUCUACGUAGCCAAAGAAGAGAAACCUUUAAUUCUGGAAUUGAAACGAGGCCUUCUCAGCCUUCUCCAGUUUCAAACCCAUUCUGGAACAAUGACUGAGGAGGACAUUUCUGGAAGCUGUCAGGUUACCUAUGCUGUCUCUAAGGAUACUGUUUUGAAAACAAAAGACCUACAGACCUGCAAAAGACCCAAAUUUGGAUUCAGCACAGCUAACAAAAUUUUUGGACUCCUGUGGCAUCCCACAAGUAAAAGCCAUUACGUGAUGGAAGGAAAUCUCAUAAAGUCAGCCUCGUCUGAGGAAAAUCAUAUAAUUCACCAAGGCAUAAAGUCAUCUGUUGGAGUCGAUAUCACCUCCAGGCAACACCUUGAACUUCUGACCCAAAUGCCUGGAUCCAAAGAAUUAUCUGGAAAGAAUCUUGAGAAAGUUCUGAACUCUCUCCUGGGGAGACCUCAGCCCAUUAACCUAACCAGCCAGCCAUUCAAAAGGAUCUGCAGCGAGUGCCCGACGCUCAGAUCCUACCUGAAAACAUUGGCCAAAAAGAAGAUCGAUCUUGACCUCUCUAAAGCAUCAACUACUUGGCAUUUUUCCAGAGUUGUGCAGAUGCUGCGUAGUGCCAAGAAGAAAGAUAUCCUUCUACUACUGAAGAAAGCUCCAGAGAGUAUGUUACCCUUCUACAUUGAAGCUGCGAUAGCUGCCCAUUCAACACCUUCCUUAGUAGCAGUGACUGAAUUUAUGGAUUUGCAGGGCAGAAAGCAAUCGUCCUUGUUGGAAAACUUCCUCUACGCUGCAGCUUUGUCUCCUCGUCCUUCCAAGGAACUUUUCAAUCUGGUGCUUGACAGUCUAAACAACAAAUACCUCAAUCAAGCCACUUCAGAAAUAGGAAACAUGAUCAUUGGCAGUCUCGUGGGCAAAUUGUGUCAGAUGAACCAAUGUGACCUAAAGGAAGUCAGCCUUGCAAAGGAAACCAUCCUGAAAAAACUUCAUCGCUCCAAGACGGACUCGUGGAAGAUGAUGUACCUGUUGUCUCUGAAAAGUACUCUGCUCCCAGAAUUCAUCCCCACCUUCCUGUAUUAUGCAGAGGAAGGCUCAUCCUCCAUCUCAGCUGCAGCGUUGACAGCUCUAAAGAGAUACAGUACAGAGCACAUCACAAGCACGGUUAAAAUGGCAAUGAAACGCAUUUUCUACCAAGUUCAGAGAAAGUAUCAAAAAAAUUCAAGGUUGGCAGCUGCAGAAAUCCUCUUGGACAACAGUCCCUCACACAUGGACUUCAUCAAUAUCCUGUUGGCCAGCAGAGCACUUUCACCAGAAAUGCAGAGAUUUAUAUUGUCCAAAAUUCUAGGCAUUAUGUCUUCUGAUAACCAUCCAACCAGGCAGGUGAUCAAAGAUGUCUUGAAGGAUCCAAGGAUAAAUAAUUACUACUACUUCUCACCCAAAGAUGGCAGAUCCAUCUCUUUCUCAGGAUUAUUAGCAGCCACUGAAGAUGCAUCUUCUACUUUUGGUGUGGAACUCUUGUUCUCAGAUCUUGGUUUACUUCAAAAGAGCACCACUAAUUUUGAUAUUGAAAGUCAUGGCCACCGGCUCCAAGCAGCUCAGGUGGUUGUUGAAGCAAAAGGGCUUGAAGGAAUGUUGGAGGAAGAUGCAACUGAGGAACAGGACUUUACAGCUGGCAUGUCUGCCAGUUUGCUUGACGUCCCAUUACGGCCAGUGACCUUCUUUGAUGGAUAUCCAGAACUAAUGUCAAAAAUGCUUAUGAGCCCAGGAAAGCCUAUGAACGUGGUCAAAGGGAACCUGCUGUUGGUGGAUCAUCAAGAGGCAGUUCCACUUCAAUCCGGGUUGCAAGCUGUGAUUACUCUUCAAGUUGGACUGGGCUUAGAUAUUUCAGCUGAUCUCAACAUGGAUAUGUGGGAGCAGAAAUUCAAUACAAGUAUUAAAUCAAGAGGUGCGCUGAUUGUUGAUUUCCAAGCAGAAUUGGAUACUUCCUUCUUCCAAGCCACACUUAAAAGCCAAUCAGACAUAGAACUGAGCACAAAUGUUGACAUUCUUGCUAGACUUACUUUGGGCCCCAUGACUAUGUGUCUGCAGCUUGCAAAGCAACCAGCCUCUUACAGGGAGAAGUUUUUCAUCUCUGAAUCGUCUGCAAACUAUAACACCCACGUUCGCAAAGGGAGACGGGGUACCAUGCCUGGGCAUGGAUUUCCUUUCUACAGAGCCAACUCUGAAAUGUGUAAAGACCUGCUCGCAGGGAAAAAUUAAUAAUAAAAGCAGCGUGGGGUUUGUUGUA
Molecule: messenger RNA, 2614 nt
Organism: Notechis scutatus (mainland tiger snake)
Lineage: Eukaryota; Metazoa; Chordata; Lepidosauria; Squamata; Elapidae
Source: RefSeq, a predicted model, not a curated record